AUGGCUGUAGUUGUGGCCAAACGGGAAGGCCCCCAAUUCAUCAGUGAAGCGGCCGUCCGAGGGAAUGCAGCUAUCCUGGAUUACUGCAGGACGUCGGUGUCCGCCCUCUCCGGAGCGACGGCAGGGAUUCUUGGCCUGACCGGCCUUCACGGAUUCAUCUUCUACUUCCUAGCCUCUGUCCUGCUCUCGGUGCUUUUGGUCCUAAAAGCUGGGCGGCGGUGGAGCAAGUACUUUAAAUCUCGACGGCCCCUUUUUACCGGGGGGCUGAUCGGGGGCCUCUUCACAUACAUCCUCUUUUGGACUUUCUUGUAUGGCAUGGUGCACGUUUACUAGGAGGAAUGCGCCAAGCUCGAGUGGUUC
This is a messenger RNA of Euleptes europaea (tarantolino), 360 nucleotides long. RefSeq names its product ER membrane protein complex subunit 6 (gene EMC6). The transcript has a single exon. Gene Ontology annotation, biological process: autophagosome assembly; protein folding in endoplasmic reticulum. Gene Ontology annotation, cellular component: membrane; endoplasmic reticulum; EMC complex. The record is from RefSeq and is a predicted model, not a curated record. The coding region runs from base 1 to 333 and encodes 110 amino acids. Lineage: Eukaryota; Metazoa; Chordata; Lepidosauria; Squamata; Sphaerodactylidae.